Geodia barretti is the source of this 427-nucleotide messenger RNA. Lineage: Eukaryota; Metazoa; Porifera; Demospongiae; Tetractinellida; Geodiidae. The record is from the annotation of a GenBank genome assembly.
GUGAGGCUUUUGAUGCUAUGGCUUGGUGUAGUUCAUGAUAGUGAGUCUGGUUGAGGGCACUGUCAGCUAGCUCGUCCAGCUCUUGUCGUAUCUCAUCUCCUCAUCUGCUCUGGAACUUACUUUUGCUAGUGCAGAGACAUUGUCUGAGAGCAAUUCAAAUUCUGUCAAAUUUACUUUUUCUCUCUCGAGUUUCUUCACCUGAUCAUUCACGGUGUCUCUACUGGCUUUGGUGGAAUUUAAAGACGCUAUGUUGCUCUCUAUACGAUUUCCCCUCGUUUCGAGAGUCACUGUCCUUUCUGUGACAUUUGUGAGCCAGUCUUCCAAUUCCUGUCCUGUUAGUUCAAGGCCUGCUGAGAGCUCCUGGUGGCUAAUUUGCAAUAUAGAUGUCGUGGUAUUGAGCUGCCGUUCUAAUUCUGCUAUAUCUGCU